AUGCCUUCCACCUCACACGUCAAAAUCACCGAGUACGUCGGCCCGACGGCCGUAGGCGAGCGCAUCGCCGCCGCCGUCAUCCUCGCCGCCUACGCGGCCGGCAUCGCCUCGCGCUGGGCCGUCCCCGGUAGCACUCUCUGGGGGCUCCUCGAGAAUCACGCGCCAGGCGGCGCGGAGAACGCCGUCCGGAUCGCACGCUACGGCGCGCUGCUUCUGGCGGCCGCGCACGGCGCCGAGGUGCUGCUCUUCGACCAGCUGCGGAUGCGCAAGCACGGCGUGCCGCGCUGGUCAGGCGUCUGGUGGCAGUGGCAGCUGAGUGUCUUUGUCGAGGGCAUGGGCGCGUGGGCGCGCAUUGGAAAGCUGAUUGCGAAGAAGCAGGCAGUGCUCAAGUCGAAAUAG
Molecule: messenger RNA, 399 nt
Organism: Cordyceps fumosorosea ARSEF 2679
Lineage: Eukaryota; Fungi; Ascomycota; Sordariomycetes; Hypocreales; Cordycipitaceae
Exons: 1
Coding region: 1-399 (132 amino acids)
Source: RefSeq, a predicted model, not a curated record